CACCCCGGGCGGGAUGUCCAUCGGCAACGAUGGAUUUCCCUAACUUAUGGUAUAAAUAAGUUUCAUACUUGAAUGCUCGGGAAGUGUGAAUCACGUUGUCAGAAAAAUUUCAACAUUUCUCAGUGCGAUUUUUUUCAACAUUUUCGUGAGUGUGUGAAAUUAAACAAUCAAGAAUAUUGUUAAGAAUAUUAAUUGAUAGUGCACAAGAAUUAUGAUAAUCAAGAAUUCUAUUUAAAUGCUGGAAUAGUAUAACGACACAAAAUGUUGGGCAGCGAAGAGGAAUUUGAGGCUCAAACACAACCGGGAAUGACGAAAGCAGAACUCAGAAGGAGCAAUAAACCCAUCAUGGAAAAACGACGACGCGCUCGAAUUAAUCAAUAUCUUGAUGAACUGAAGAAUUUUAUACUUGUUAGUGAAAAAGACCCAACUAGACACUCGAAGCUCGAGAAAGCCGAUAUUCUUGAAAUGACGGUGAAGCAUAUACAAACGAUGCAACGACAGCAAUUGAACUCGGCCGUUGCUAACGAUCCGGCGGUACUAACGAAAUUCCGUUCCGGAUUUUCCGAAUGUGCUACCGAAGUAUCACGAUAUGUCAGCCGCCUCGAGAACGUCGACCCUGCCGUCAAGCAACGAUUGGUAUCACACUUGAACAAUUGCGUGAGUCAUCUCCAGCAAAUGGCGCCAUUCUACAGCCACUACGUGCCCUACAUGCCGGAACGUCUCUACCCGGAGGUAAAGGUCGGUUUCCAGAGCGAUUUCCAGAAUGGAGAUGAGAAUAACAACGGUAGCGCGAGAAUACAGAUACCGAAUGGAGUUCAAUUGAUUCCGAGCCGAUUGCCGACGGGCGAAUUGGCACUUUUGGUGCCGCAAUCCGCUGGUAUCUCCGCAACUUUCCCGUUCUUUCCACCAGCCACAGACUCAUCCGCAAGAGUUGGUCAGUCCUCGGCUUUUACCGCGGUUCACAGGCCGCACAGCCCACUGCUGAGCCCUUCGACUUCUACCUCCAGUUACGGCGAUGAGAGUCAUCAUUUGGAACAUCUACAAGCACCGUCACCUAAUCAUCAUCAACCGCAACGUCGAUUUAAAUUACUCGAGCAGAAUCCUGCUUCUUCAAAGAAUUUCUCGUUCUCGCCGGAGACUCAGAAACCGCAAAUUAGCUCAACCAGCGAUCGAAAGUCACCGGCAACGACAUUUCUCGAACCCAAAGUCGACGAUAAUGCCUCGAAUAGCUCGCUGCUCAAGAGGGACAGUCUCAGACGGACUCAUUCUGAUGGGCUUCUGGCGAUCUCAGAUAAGAGACCAAGAUAUCAGGAACCCACUAGUUCGACCUCCUUGAUGAAUAAUGCCGACACGCUUAAGAGCGUAAAUGAGCAGUCUGCUGCGAUUGAAGAUUUGUCGAGAAGUCAGAAUUCGCAAACUCCGCGAAACUCCAAUGCAAAUUCCGAUAAAUUUCCAAUGAGUCCAGCAGGGCCUUUUGGCGGCAAUGGCGAUAUGUGGAGACCUUGGUGAUCAUUAUUGCUAAAAAUAAAAUUUGCUGAAAAAUAAAAUUGCUAAAAAUAAAAUUAAAAGCAUUUCGAAACUGGACGAUUAUUUUUUAACAUAUUUAGUACAAAGUAGGAUGAAUUUAUUUUGAUUCCUAAUUUUUUGAAAUACCGAAGAAUAAUUGAUUGGCGAUAACGUGCCAUGAAGUUACACAAUUUUACACAUUUUGACGUUUGCUAAUGGUUUGCGUGAAUUACGAAUAAUCAGUGGCGGGAUUUUUGCGUGAUACGUAUUGUUAGAUCUAUGGUUUAUACAUUGUACGCUAUAAAAUAGUUUAAGGAUAAAUAAGGUCAUUACAAACAAUGCGGUUUUGUGCCAAAGCAUGAAAUUAUAGUAUAAUUUUUGGAGCAAGAUUGUUAAUGCAUUCCUUGAUUGCAUUGCUACGCUGUAUCCUCGCCAUUUCGUAAAGACUCGUAAGCUUUAAAUAGGUUUAACAAGAUUUUAUUAAGUUUGUCACAACACGUAAUAUGUGAAUAGCUCUGUAAAUAAUUCCAUUUUUAAUUGAUUAAAUUGUACCUUAAUUAUAAUUAUGCCGUAAAUCAAUAUUGUACGAGUGAUAACUUUUUAGAAGAUCUACGGCAAAACGGUGGUCAGUAUUGUCAAUUAACACGUUCACUGCCACGCAGAUUUUUAUAAACUCUGCAAAGGAAGACAAGAAUUGAAGAUUGCACGUAUAAUUUAGAAUUAUUGUGUAAUCUUUGAUAAAUAUAUUUGUUAUUGAAUUAGUUCUCAAUUUACUAUAUGUAUAAUUUCCUAAAUAUUGUUAGUUACAUUUUAUUCAUGACAAUGCGACAUGAGUAGCGGCUAUAGAUCACUGUUAUGGCAUUCAACGUGUUAAGAUAAUAUUAUCAGUUUGUGAUAAAAAAUAGAACGUUGAAAUACAAUCCUUGCGAAAGAUACAGUGUUUGUUACUUAUUUUUGAUUGAUUUUACAUGUAUAUUUACCGAUAAAAUGAAUAAAUUUGCAGGAUGCA
Molecule: messenger RNA, 2515 nt
Organism: Linepithema humile (Argentine ant)
Lineage: Eukaryota; Metazoa; Arthropoda; Insecta; Hymenoptera; Formicidae
Source: RefSeq, a predicted model, not a curated record